Linum trigynum is the source of this 3980-nucleotide messenger RNA. The record is from the annotation of a GenBank genome assembly. Lineage: Eukaryota; Viridiplantae; Streptophyta; Magnoliopsida; Malpighiales; Linaceae.
GGUGUUAUGCACCCUAGUUUGAGCCCAGAGCUUCCGCGGCAGAGCAUCUCUAGUCCCCGACGACGGCUUCUCCACCUCCAAAAUCCCCAAUCACCAGGGAAUUCCCACCCGAAGCCAAAAUUUAUCACCAAGCUCCUCCGCCGCCGGCCUUUACAUGGGGAGGAGAUUCCUGAACUUCUUCACCAUCGUCGGUCUAGGGAAGGGAAUUCUUACCUCUCUCUCGACGGCCGUAGCUUAACAAUGAGAUCCAAAUGGGAGCUCUGAUUGUCUUUCCUGGGUCCCGUCUCCGUCUGCCUGUUCUCAUUCUUCCUGUAACUCCAUUUUCUUUCUUCGCUACACUUGUACAUAGUCAACACAGUUAAUGGAGAUUGAUCUCCAUUCCUUCACCAGUUCUCCCCCCUUCUCUCGGUUUUCCCGAGACACGGGUAACUGUGCUUGCGACCAUUCAGACUCGUUACAGUAAUCACUCACGAAGCAAGCCAAUGCCGUUGCUUAUAAACUUUCCUGCGGCUGCGGCCAUGUAAUCAAUUCCGCCUUCUCUCUAUGGACUUUGUAUGAUUCAAUGUGGGGUGAAGAACUGCUGCCAUUGGUAACUAAUCAGUAAUUUGUAUUCUGAUAUGUUCUUACGGGUGCAAUUUGUUUGUUGAUUGGGCUGUUCUUGGUUCUUUUUUAGAUCAGGGUUCAUCCUUCUGGGGCAUGGUUGAUAGUACUGAUUCGAGUCCUCUUGCUUCAGAACUGUGGCGGGAUGUUUCAUUGUUGCUCUUCUCAUUGUACCGCCGGUGGCCUAAACUUGUAAGUGGGUUUUGAACAUUCCCCCAUUGUUCCUCAUUAGCAGUCACUAAAUAUACAAAGCCGAAUUGAGUUGCAAAUGUUUGAUAUUAUCAUAUUAUGCAUUAGUGAUCUUUGAUUAAUUGGUAUCCAUUUUGAGUGUUGAGUUCUGACUAGUUGCUUCCCUCUGUAUUUUGUUAGGAUUGCGAGUCAAGUGGAUGCUUUUAUUAAAGAUUUUUUUUUUAUCUGUUAUCUCCACGGUGGACACUUCGAGGGCUCUGUAUUGGUGCGUAGUUUCACAUUCAACGACCUCAAUAGAUCUUAUCCAUAGUCUAUUACCAUAUUGGAAAAAGCUACAACUAGGAAACAAUGUAGGUAGCCUGAUGAGAUCAGAAUGUGCUGAGCCUCAUCAAGAUCAGUUGUGCUCCUUAUGGUGAUUUGGGUGAUGUAACAAACUACCAAACUUUGUGUACUUUGCUUUUAUAAUUCUUUUCUUUAGCAAGAAUAAGAUUCACUCCUCUUAGAAUGUAACUUCAAUACCAAGUUCGUUAAUGGACAAAACAGUUUGCUUUCUGUAUAUAGCAAGGGGAAGAAAUGCUGGUCUGUGGUGCUAUUAUUACAUGUUUUAAUUUUUUUGUGAUUUUUAUUUUUCCACAAACAUAUAGAAUGAUCUGAUAUCCCGCAGAAUUAACUCAGUGAUGCUGAGAAAUUCUUUCAAGUGUGUGUUGUGCAUGUAAUGGGGCCGGUUGGGGCCUGAUCUGUUGUGUUUUUGUUAAAACCCACAGAUUUUUAGUUUCUCAGUGGCUUGAUCAUAUGACUCUGAUUUUGCAGGGGUCUAGUUUCUCCCAUGUCACCCGGAGCAAUGUACCUAGGGCUUGUCAUAUUGUCAUCGUGAUUAGAUAACGUAAUUCAAGUCUGAUUCAGCAAUGAAUUCCUUCCAGGCAAAGUGAAUGAGCACUUACGAUCAAGUACACUGUAUCCUGAGAAUCAAUGAUGUAUGAAUCCUCGAUUGUUGCUUAGCAUAAACUACCAUGAGUAUAUAUGAGGAUGUUGUUGAUUCUUGAUUAAGAUGCUUUCUAUUUGAUGUUUUAGAGCGGAGUUACAUGAAACUGACUACCCACAAGGCAGAAGUGUUGGCUGUGUAAGCUAGACUAAAAAAAGAGCUUCUUGGAUUGGAUACAGCAGUCGCAGAUGAUGCCUUCCACAAAGCCUAUGUCAGGGUGUGAUUCAGGAUCCUUUCGAUGCAAUGCAGAGCCACACUCAUCAUCUUCUCUGGGACUUCACUGGGAAGUGCCCGUUCAGGCUCUUAUCCAUCCAACUCUGCACCCUAUCCUCGUCCUCUUCGUCCUCGCCGAUGCUGGCAAGAUUGAACACCAGUAAGCAGCUCCUACAGAAGCAAUCAAAUGCGUACACAUCCGAUUCUGUGUUCCUGAUGCCCCUUCAUGUCAGCCAAGCACUGGGCCUCUUGGUUCUCUUCAAUCAACUUUGUCGUCGUCUUUCACCAGCCGCCAAUGUGGUCUUCAUCGUCGCCAGCACUAGCCUCCCAGACAGCCUGGGCGAGGCCAAAUUUGCAGAUCACUGGUCUGACUGCGCCAGGCUAAUGAGAAAUGGUGGAAGUAGUAGUAUUGUUGUUGUACUCCAGAAAGUGAGGAUCACGUUGGAGCUCUUGAUACGAUUGUGAACAAGGACGGUGUCCAAUCUGGUUAUGUGGUGGACGUAGUUCAGGCGGCGAGCCACUCCCAGGGGGAUUUCGAUCCUCCACUGUCAUGCCGAGACGAACAAGCAUAGAGAUUGUUAUUGUUACUAGUCUUCCUUGCCCGCGCUCCGCACUUGGACUUGAGGAAAAACAACAAAGCAUAUUUCAUACUAUAUAAUUAGAGGUUGUGCAAAUGAGGGUAUAGAUACAAACAUUAUAAACAUAUACAAUCUAGUGUUAACUAUUCAUUUUCAAGUCAUAACCGUUGAAACAUUUACAAAGCUUGAAUAGUAUUUUAGCAAAGUUCUGAUAUGGGUAUCCAGGUGACCACUUGGUAUAAUUGAGAUAUAUAAAUUAGCUACAAAAUAUUUAAAAGGACCACCACUAUCUAAAUUUCAAAAUAAAAUACUUAUUGGGCAUGAGAAAAAGAUAGUUUAGAAACUUCUUAAAUGGCCAGCAGCAUCAACUGUUAUAUCUUUCUACAUGUAACAUUCAAAACAGGAUAAUUGUAACAACAAAGUUACAACGAAGGAGGACAUUGUCCAAAAGCCAAAGCAAACUCUUUAUCCUCAAGCCAUGAGACAACAAAUAAUCAUAACAGGAUGAGCACAAAGGCUUCCAUUUGUACACAUGGCAACAUAAAAAUUACAAACCAUCACCAUGACAAACUCGCUAUCGAUAUCUGUUUGUUCUCUCCCAAAAACCAACCUCCUUCCCUGUCGUUCAAAACUCCAAUUCUAAAAAUUGAAGAAUCGGAAUCAAAUCAGUGUCCAUAAAAAUUAAACAGAAGUAACCUCAACACCAGAAUCUGUUUCCCAGUCAAAUAAUACGAGGAUCCACAUCCAAGAACAUAAAAGAAAUAGAAUGGAUAAGCAAAAACAAUAGAAAAAUUGGACUCGACAAAACUGCUUAGCAAUUAACCGGAGCUUACCAUUCAUCCUAGUUAGAAGCUCCAGCUCCGUAUCAAGGUCGAUAUCGUCACUAUCAUCAAUAUCGUCACUAUUAUCAAUAAGAAAAUCCUUAGGCUUGUUAUCCAGGAACUUGUUCAGAAAUACUGUAAUGAAAGGAACAUAGGAGUUUGUCGCUAGGUAUUUGACCAAAUAGGAUCAUCACUACUGCAUGAUUGCAACCUCACUGUAGGCAUGGAAGUUGUGUAACAGAAAACUUAGACGGUUGCAGCAAAAAGUUUAAAGCUACUCAUACGACAUUGGCCAAAGCUUCUUUUUCAAUAAUAACAAUUGAGCUACUCUUAGAACUUAGGCCAAAGCUAUAAAACAGUUCUUAAAAGUGAAACUGAAAAGCAAGCUGACAAAUAUAAAACCAACGUACCUGACAAUAAUUUCAAAAAUAAAUUAGAGCAAACAAGAGAACUAAAUUUGGAUUGUUGGUUCAACACUAAUCACUGAUAAAUUAUCAACACUAAACAUCAAUUCCUAUAAAUCAGAGAAAGGGACAAACCGUAUAUGUUAAAACCACCACAGCAUGAACGAUUAUAGAAGAAAGGUAGCAUCUAGUU